CAGCCCUUCUAAGAACACUCAAUGGAUUCAACUUUGAUGCACUUAGCUCUGCAACUACAGGCACAAUGUCACCUUGUAACUUUGCUCAGACUCUUAUGUGCCUCAGCCUUGGCAUUUGGGGACCAUUUCCAGCUUUAUCCCAUGUUACUCUGAGUGGUCGUGUUGGACAAAGUGUGACAUUAAACUGCAACUGUCAGGACAGCAGUAUUGUGAUGUGCUACUGGUACAAGCAAGUUUUUGGAGAAAUACCAGUGAGAAUUACUUCUUACAACAAGUAUGAGUCUAAAGGAGAACUUAUGAAUACUAAAGUGUAUACUAAAGUGUUUAUUAAAGCCAAUUCUCAAGUCGAUACUAAAUUCAAGAAUCGGUUUAGACUUAAUAAUACGGACAAUUACAACAACUUAGAGAUUAAGAGUUUGAUAGUUUCUGACGCAGCCACCUACUUCUGCAUGAGUAGUAAUUUGUACAAGCUCGAUUUUUUGGAAGUUGUUACCGUGGAUGUAGACGGUGCUGGAUUUCAUUUUGCAACUUCAGACUAUGAAUUGACAGGGGAGAAUUCCAGUGUUCAACGAGUCUCUGAGUUGAGUUGUAUCUUCAACAACGGAAUAUGUGAAGAAAAACACCAAGUCUACUGGUUUAAUAAUUUGUAUGAGUCUGCAAAAGGGAUUCUUUACAGUCAUGGAGGCAGCAGUGAUCAGUGUGAGGGGAGGAUGGACAGUUCAACAAAGUCCUGUGUCUACGACCUUCCUGUACGCAGUGACAGCGCAGACAGUAAUUUGGAAAAAUGUGCUGUGGCCUCAUGCGGGAAACUGCUCUUUGGGACUAAAAGCAAAUCGGACUCUGAAGACAAGUCCACGCCCUCAGUACUGGUACAAGUCUUGAGUGGAGCUUUGGUGGGGACUUUAAUCCUGUGUGUGUUACUUUCACUGGUGAUUUACAACAUCAAGAAGAAAUCACAACCUACAGUGACCACAGAGAAUGAAGAGGACAUCCACUACGCGGCCUUAAAGCAUCAGAGCUCCAGCAGACCGAGAAGUCACACCGACAGCACCAACACUGAAUGUGUUUACUCUGGGGUUCGACUGUAG
Molecule: messenger RNA, 1088 nt
Organism: Boleophthalmus pectinirostris (great blue-spotted mudskipper)
Lineage: Eukaryota; Metazoa; Chordata; Actinopteri; Gobiiformes; Gobiidae
Exons: 5
Coding region: 66-1088 (340 amino acids)
Biological process (GO): response to bacterium
Source: RefSeq, a predicted model, not a curated record